AAGAAGAAGAAGAACUAACAGAGAGGAGCCCCCUGUCGGCCAAAUGAGGUCCUCAUUUUCAAAACAAACAAAAUGGCGGCGCACGUGAGAUGGGGACUUUACCAGUUGUUACGAGCAAGAAAUAAGGCCCACAUUAGGUUUCCAGACCAGACCAGGAGCUCGUACCACUCACAGUGCACGACCAGCAGCUCCAGAAAGGUCCAGCGUCAUCCCGGGACAGGAACCACACUCUUUUCAAUAAGACACCUGUCCAUCCAGACUCAAGACACUCCAAACCCCAGAAGCUUGAAGUUUCUCCCUGGUAAACCUGUCCUUGGAAGUGGGACACUUGACUUUCCCUCUCCAAGCACAGCUGAAUGCUCAUCUUUAGCCAGGGUCUUGUUUGAAAUUGAAGGAGUAAAAAGUGUGUUCUUUGGCCCUGACUUCAUCACAGUCACUAAAACAGAUGAAGAUGUGGAAUGGACAGACAUCAAGCGCCAUGCUUCGGAGGCAAUUGCUAAAUUCUUUGAGAGUGGUGACCCGAUAACAAACGGACCAGUUCACCAAGAAAGCAGUCUGUCUGAAGAUGAUGACGAAAUUGUAUCUAUGAUAAAGGAGCUUCUGGACAACAGAAUUAGGCCUACAGUGCAGGAGGAUGGAGGCGAUGUCAUCUUUAAGGGCUUUGAGGACGGCACAGUCAAGCUGAAGCUGGUCGGUUCCUGCACAGGGUGCCCUAGCUCUUCAGUCACCCUGCGCAAUGGGAUUCAGAACAUGUUGCAGUUUUAUAUCCCAGAAGUAGACAUGGUGGAACAGGUGGAAGAUGAAGUGGAUGAAAUCAAUACAAAGGUUUUCUCAGAGUUGGAACGCAAAUUACAAGAAUAAAAACUUCUUCAAUCAACACACUCAUGAAGAAAGAAAGAAAACACGUGUUUCACUGUGUAAAAACACAACCAGUCAUCCUUUCCCUUUAAAAUAUAACAUAAGAAUGAAAAGAGAAAAUUAGUUCCAGUUAUUUUUUUUGUACAAACACUUUUAAGAGUUCAAGCUGUAAUUUCUGUAGAUACUGUAUUUCCCUGCCCAAGGAACGAAGAUAUGGUUUCUAUCUGUAUAUGAAAGAUGCAGUCAUUUUACUAGCAAAACAGACAUGUUCUGUGAUGGCUGUAAAUGUUAUGUUUUAUUUAUUUCUUAUAAAUAUUGUAUAUUUUCAAAUACUGUAAAGUUUUCAUAGAUUGAAGACUUAUCGUUAUGGUCAAGCAGAAUGAGGAUUUGAUAAGGUGUUACAGUUGUUGAACAGAACAGAAUUUUUUUCCCGUGUUAAUGUAUCAUCUAAAAAUUAAAUAAAUGUUAUAAAUGCUACUAUUAAUAAUCACGCUGAAGUAGGUUUUGCAACCUAAAAAGAUCUGUAUGCUAUUUAUGUACUUCAUGCUGCACUUAUAAAAUUAACUAUCACAUUAAACAAAGUUUCCAGUUCAAAA
Scophthalmus maximus (turbot) is the source of this 1454-nucleotide messenger RNA. RefSeq lists its product as uncharacterized. Gene Ontology annotation, molecular function: iron-sulfur cluster binding; iron ion binding. Bases 73 to 861 code for a protein of 262 amino acids. NCBI's taxonomy places the organism in Eukaryota, Metazoa, Chordata, Actinopteri, Pleuronectiformes, Scophthalmidae. The transcript has 8 exons. Gene Ontology annotation, biological process: iron-sulfur cluster assembly. The record is from RefSeq and is a predicted model, not a curated record. Gene Ontology annotation, cellular component: mitochondrion.